CCAUAAUAUGUCAACUUCCUCAAAUAUAGACGAGAGAGUUGAGAGGAUGAAGCAGGCUGCUCAACAUGGAAAUAUUGAUGCCUUUUACAUCAUAAUUGAGGAGGAUGUACAACUUUUGGAGUACAUAGAUAAGCUAUCAUUUGUUGAUACUCCUUUACACAUAGCUGCAUAUGCUGGGCACAUCCCAUUUGCCAUGGAGCUGAUGAGAUUAAAGCCCUCAUUUUCUAGGAAGCUUAAUCCAAAUGGGUUCAGCCCUAUUCACCUUGCUCUAAAAAAUGGGCAUGGCGAGCUGGUGUGUCGGCUUCUAGAGGUAGAUGGGGAACUUUUCCGUGUAAAAGGAAGGGAGGGUGUCACCCCCUUGCAUUAUGUAGCAGCAACAGAUGAUUACCUUGAUCAAUUGGAAAAAUUUCUCGAGUUCUGUCCACAUUCUAUUGAAGAUGUGACAAUUCGAAAUGAGAAUGCUCUGCAUAUUGCCUUGAAGUACGACAAGUUGGAUGCUUUUAUACGCUUGGUGCGAUGGCUCCGAAAGAAUUGGUCUCGACAUUCAAUAUUGUGGGAGAGUAAAGUCCUGAACUGGAAGGAUGAGAAAGGCAACACGCCAUUGCACAUUGCAGUAUACAAAAAUCAACCCAAGGCUGUGAAGAAGUUAUUAUUAUAUUCAGGUAUUAAUAUAUACGCUAAGAAUUUAGAGGAGAAGACAGCAGGGGAUAUCUUGGUACAACAAAAUCAAAUAGAAAACCGUGAGAUCAAGGUUAUGCUACGGCGUGUUGGAGCUAUUCGAGCUCCAUCUCUUCCUGGAGUAACUUAUUAUGCACGUUACCUAUGGUCCAUGUUCUCACAUGUUGAGAAAGCAAGAAUGCAUUGUCUUGGUGAAUGGACUGAAAUAUCAGACGACAGGCGCAAUAUGCUUUUGGUGGUUGCUACACUUCUUAUGACUGUCACCUAUCAAGGAGUACUCAGCCCUCCUGGGGGACUUUGGCAAGAUGACUACCAUCCUGAACCCAAUACCACAUUACCGGCCACCAGAAAAUUCAAUUCAAGUGCUCCUAUUCCAAACGAAGCAGGGACACCUGUUGAUCUUCGAUAUUUUCCUUUCUGGGUGUUCUUGUCAUUAAAUUCUUUGACAUUUAUGCUCUCGUACUCAACAAUUCUUCUUCUAAUUCCAACCCAACGCAUUUAUCGAAUAGUCCGCCUAUCUCUUAUUUCCCUAUCUGUUUGCUAUAUAGUUUCCUUGACUGUCAUAAUCCCAACUAGAUUUUGGGAAACUUUUUGGUAUGUUUCUAUUUGCCUGCUUCUUUGUAUCUUCCUACUAAAUACUUCUGCUACUUGUGUAGCAUGGUCUUAUAAGGCUUGUCUCUAAUUUUUGGUCAACUCUAUUCUCAUCUACUGUCCCUUAAUUUAAAUGGACUAUAAAAGACUGUAAGGUUCAAUGCUAAGUCGUUUGCUGAUUCGUUCAUGGAGGAAGAAUUGACAGGGAAAUUUUUUUAAUGUAAGUAAGCCAUGCUUGGAGCUGUAUGCAUCUUAAAUGUGUGUGUCAAUUUUUACUGUUUCCUUUCCCACUAAGAAAUUUUGAAUGUAAAAUUUAGCUAAUGUUUCUAAGGCAAGUACUGA
Quercus lobata is the source of this 1611-nucleotide messenger RNA. Its product is annotated as ankyrin repeat-containing protein BDA1-like. The transcript has 2 exons. The coding region runs from base 8 to 1360 and encodes 450 amino acids. The record is from RefSeq and is a predicted model, not a curated record. Gene Ontology annotation, molecular function: protein binding. Lineage: Eukaryota; Viridiplantae; Streptophyta; Magnoliopsida; Fagales; Fagaceae.